Moneuplotes crassus is the source of this 883-nucleotide messenger RNA. Lineage: Eukaryota; Ciliophora; Spirotrichea; Euplotida; Euplotidae. The record is from the annotation of a GenBank genome assembly.
AUGAAUUGCCAAUCACUCUUAGAAAAAUUAAGCCACCCUCUUAGUCUUGGACUAGAGACAGAGAGGGCUUCUUCUUUACAAGAAAUUGUCUUGGGAGCAUAUCUUUCAGCUUCAAAGAUGGAAAUCACUGAUAAAAUUCAAGUCUCUAGCUUGGGUCUUUUCUGUCCUCCUUUUACCUGAGAAGUCAGAAAAGAAAGUAACACUCAAGAUCCAAAGACAUCUGAUGCUAAAGGAGCUUGUAUAGAAGACAAAGCUCAGACACAGCAAUUAUCUCAAAUGGAGUUUGAUAGCGAGAGGUUGGUCCUUGAUCUGAAUUGCAGCUCUGAUCCUAGUGCUCCAAAAGAUUCUCUCAAAGAAUCUGAGAUAAUUGAUCUUACUUCCACAAGAACUGUAGACUUGGUUCCAAAAUCUCCUCUCAAACCUCGUAGAACUAAGAAGAAGUUCAGAGUUGAUAGAAAUAAUAUUGAAGAAUUCACAGCUAAUGAAAGAAGAAGGCUCAUGAAGAAGUUACAAAGCUGCUCUCAAGAGAAGCUAAUCUUUCAGAAACGAAUCAAAAAGGUCAAAAAGGACCCAAAGAUUAGUGAAGAAGACUAUAGAGGGUCUAAGUAUUGGGGAGUCUCUAAGAACAAAGCUAGGUGGCAGGUAAUGAUAACUCUCAAUCAUUACAAAGAAUACAAAGGAGGUUUUGAGACUGAAGAUGAAGCAGCAAAGAUGUAUGAUAAAAAGAGCAUCUGCACCUUUGGCCUCAAGGCAAAGACAAAUUUUAAUUACAACAAAAGGCAAGUUUUAGAGAUUCUUAACGAUGAUGAAAUUGUUAUAAUGUAAAUCAGUUACAAGCAAUUAAUAACUUCAGAAUCUUCUGUUUUUUAAAUUGUGUCAUGAU